This is a messenger RNA of Anoplopoma fimbria (sablefish), 1431 nucleotides long. RefSeq names its product guanine nucleotide binding protein (G protein), beta 5a (gene gnb5a). Gene Ontology annotation, biological process: G protein-coupled receptor signaling pathway; G protein-coupled dopamine receptor signaling pathway. The transcript has 11 exons. Gene Ontology annotation, molecular function: protein binding; signaling receptor complex adaptor activity. Bases 1 to 1086 code for a protein of 361 amino acids. Gene Ontology annotation, cellular component: heterotrimeric G-protein complex; cytoplasm. The record is from RefSeq and is a predicted model, not a curated record. NCBI's taxonomy places the organism in Eukaryota, Metazoa, Chordata, Actinopteri, Perciformes, Anoplopomatidae.
AUGAGAUCCCCUCUAAUCCCUGAAAUGGCGACACAGGAGGUACAGCUGAACGAGACUCUGGCGCACCUCAAAACGGAGUCGGAUACUCUGAAGACGAAGCUGGAGGAGGAGAGAGCCAAGCUGCACGACGUCGAGCUACAUCAAGUGGCAGAGAAGGUGGAUGGGCUGGGUCAGUUUGUCAUGAAGACCCGAAGAACUCUGAAGGGACAUGGCAACAAAGUUCUGUGUAUGGACUGGUGUAAGGACAAGAGGAGGAUCGUCAGCUCCUCACAGGAUGGAAAGGUGAUUGUAUGGGAUGCUUUCACCACCAACAAGGAGCACGCUGUGACAAUGCCUUGCACCUGGGUGAUGGCCUGCGCCUACGCCCCCUCCGGCUGUGCUGUAGCUUGUGGGGGCCUGGAUAAUAAAUGCUCAGUGUAUCCUCUCUCUCUGGACAAGAAUGAGAACUUGGCUGCCAAGAAGAAGUCGGUGGCCAUGCACACAAACUACCUGUCAGCCUGCAGCUUCACCAACUCAGAUAUGCAGAUCCUGACCUCCAGUGGGGAUGGAACAUGUGCAUUGUGGGACGUUGAGAGCGGGCAGCUGUUGCAGAGUUUCCAUGGACACGCAGCAGACGUGCUCUGUCUGGACCUGGCCCCCUCCGAGACUGGAAACACGUUUGUUUCCGGGGGCUGUGAUAAGAAGGCCAAUGUGUGGGACAUGCGUUCAGGACAGUGUAUUCAGUCCUUUGAAACUCAUGAAUCAGACAUAAAUAGUGUGCGAUACUAUCCCAGUGGAGAUGCAUUUGCAUCUGGCUCAGAUGAUGCUACAUGCCGGCUGUAUGACUUAAGGGCAGACAGAGAAGUGGCUAUUUAUUCCAAGGAGAGCAUCAUAUUUGGGGUCUCCAGUGUUGAUUUCUCUCUCAGUGGACGGUUACUGUUUGGUGGCUACAACGACUACACCAUAAAUGUUUGGGAUGUUCUCAAAGGAACACGGGUCUCUAUUCUGUUUGGACAUGAGAACCGUGUCAGUACGCUGCGUGUUUCUCCAGACGGGACGGCCUUCUGCACGGGUUCCUGGGACCACACUCUGCGGGUCUGGGCCUAAGAAUGAAGACACAGAGGAUAAAAUGGUAGACAGACCUGCUGAAGACACACCAACGUUUCUGUUUGCUAUAGUACAAUCACAGAGAUAGAGACUCAGUUUUGGUUGUACAUAGGGCAUAUCAAUAGCGAUGUAUAUACUCCAGUCUCAUGGCCACGGUAGAUUUACAUAUUUCAGAGAGUAAUUAAACCAAAUGGCACGCUUGUAUUACAGUUUGGUUGAAAGAAAUUUGCACAGAGGUAUUUAUGGUCACAACUUAAUAUGUAAAAUGUAUAUUGCAGAAAAUAACAUUGGUAGUGACUAGCAUCAGUCUAGGAUAGAAGUGACACAAUAAAGUGAUGUGUUGAA